AUGACAAAAGACUGUCAAUGCCACCGACUCUUCUACCCGACCUUAAUUAGAUCUUGCUGCUCAUCUAACUAUGUGCACUCCCUCAAGACAAAGACGACGAUUUCGCCGGUCAUAACCACCCUCAGAACAAUCGGAGUGAUGCAAAGGAAAAAGAGAAAAAACGAAGACCUGCUGCUCAGAUCAAAACUCUCGAAGCCUUGCUGCAGUACCAAUGAAAUGGAUUCACAUCCAGGACCCACCGGGAAGCGCACUUUCCCUCAAAACUUUGAAUACGAUUAUCAUCACUUCAAACAACGCCUCUCAUUGAGCUCCGAGCCUCAAUCCUUUCACUUGGUUAGCAACAGAUUUCUCGUCGGAUUAGACUACGACGCUUCAAGGCCCAAAACAGGUAAAUUUGUAAAGCGGAUUAUAACCGAUCAGACCGAGUUGUCACAAGUUUUUUCGAACUCGAACACAUUGAACAACAUUCCAUCGGGUUAUAGCCGAACCAACAAGCGAUAUGGAAAAUCAGUUUAUCAUUCCUGUGACUCUGUGGGCAAAGAGAACUGUGGUGGAUCUCGCGAACAACCCUAUAGCGUUAACAACUCUCGAGAGGUACGAUCGAUCUCAACAGAACAGGAUUCACCAUUUAAUUUGGUUGCUUCGCCGAAAAUCGACAUAACCGAAGAUCAAUUUAUUUUUACCAUGUCUCCGUUCAGCUCGACUCAAACUCUGUCAACUUUCAUGAGAUCGCCAGCCAAUCCCGCCGAGAGUUACAAGUUGGUCAAGAGUUUUGACCACAAGAAGCUCAAGAGCAGGGAUCUAGUCGAAGAAAAUGACGAGGAUCAAGACGAACGCUCGAUCUCUAUCACAUCUGUUUUGCCCAUCGAUAUACCCCAAUCUCAUAAAUCGACUUGA
Molecule: messenger RNA, 897 nt
Organism: Puccinia triticina
Lineage: Eukaryota; Fungi; Basidiomycota; Pucciniomycetes; Pucciniales; Pucciniaceae
Exons: 2
Coding region: 1-897 (298 amino acids)
Source: RefSeq, a predicted model, not a curated record